Neurospora tetrasperma FGSC 2508 is the source of this 3268-nucleotide messenger RNA. RefSeq lists its product as uncharacterized. The transcript has a single exon. Lineage: Eukaryota; Fungi; Ascomycota; Sordariomycetes; Sordariales; Sordariaceae. Bases 1 to 3132 code for a protein of 1043 amino acids. Gene Ontology annotation, molecular function: protein binding. The record is from RefSeq and is a predicted model, not a curated record.
AUGUCAUCACCACUUCCUGUCCCCUCCAAAGCUGCCUUGACAGCCCUCCGAGGACUUGUCGUGGGAACCUCUUGCACCCUCGCGCUCGUUGCCGAAGAUCGCCGACGACGAAUCAGAAACGCCUUGACCGCAAUUGAAAAUGGAGAGCGCAUCAGACAAGCCAAGAACUACAACACGGGCGGCGCUGCUCUGGCUGUGGCCCUGGAAGAAGAGUCAUUGCUGGAUGCGGGCGUCUCGCCCUUAGCUCCUGGGCCAUACGCUGCGCUACCCACAGAGAUCAUCCGACAAUACGAUAGUGCUAGGACCGCGGAAUUGGAACGAUUGCAAAGGGGCGAGGAUGCCAGUGAGUCAAACACAACACAGGGAGAACAUGAUUCGGGGUCACAUCCUUGCGGACAUAGCCGAAGAGAAACACCAAGGUCGUUCACACCCAAGAAGCGGACCCUCACAGGGCAGCACCACUUUAUUCCACCGGUAGAAGGAACGCCGAUCACGCAAACUCGACAUAUUCAUCACAGGUUUUCGAGGAAAGCAGACAACGAAGGCGGAGGACGAAGCUCGCUCGCAUUCCCCAGCAAUGAUCAGAUUGUCGCCAUGGUUCAGGAAGCUUGCAGAACCAGAGAAUUGGGACAAAUGGAAAAGGCCGCAUCAUUAAUCUUUGAAGCGACCAAUCAGAAUCAAGCACCGGACAACCUGAAUGAGACUUGGAUGGAGGCAUCUGCUGUACUCUGCCGGACCUACUUGGACAUGGAACGAGCUGAGGACGCCGCAAAGAUUUUAUCUACCGUGUUAGCCCGUGCACCACUUACAGAGGCGCGGUACUUCGACUUCCAACCUGUACGACUUAUAGACUCACUUCUCGCCAAAGCGACACAGGCAAAGACCGGGGAGAACAUAUGUCCGGCCAAACUCGAGACGGCCAUAGGUUUGUUCUUGCCAAGGUUCACCGAAAAGCCGGUGGUCCAGAGUGCCGAAUUGCUUGCGGUUGGGAGAGCCUUGCUCGACCAUGCCUUUGCUGUGGGAAAAUCAACCAGGGCCAUUGACGUAUAUUGGAGGUGUAUCUCGGUCUCGGAGAGCCGGUAUGACUUUACCUCGUGGGUUAUCACCAAGCUUCAUGACUCUGGCGAUUACAAAGCAGCCAUUCGACUGUUCCUCGCCAACUACUGCAAGAUGAGCCCGAGUGCGCCAUCCAUCAUUCGCAUUGCAGGACCGGUAGUGCAAUGCGUUGAGAAGGCCCACAAUUACAAACCGGCUCAGGUCCUCAAGACUUUGUUGAACAUCGCCUCCGGGAGGUGUCAGCUCAAGACGGAAUGGGUCAUGAGACUCCUGACUGCUCACUGGAGACGACAUGGCAAUUUCGACGAAUUGGAAACAUUCUUCCAGCAACUCCUAGAGUCAGGCUUGAAGGAUGUGGUUUACCAUCUGGACGGCGUUUAUCGUGUCAUGACCGAGUUGGCAUUAGAAGCUGGGGAAGAUCUGAAGGCCGAGUCAAUCUUUGCUCAAGCUUCGACAGAGUUACCACAGCUGGCUCACGACGUACGGUUGCUUGGUAUAUUUGCACGUUUCAAGGCCAAGCAGCAAGAUUGGGAGGGAGUCAGGGAAUCAUUUGUGGCCAUGAAGCUGGACUCCAAGCCGGCACUUGAUGCGUGCGGUACCGCAUUCGUCCCGGUGGUCAAAACCUAUGCGGCAAAUCACACGGUCCAGGAGACUGAUGCCUUCAUGAGAUCGUAUAUCACCGAGCUCAAGGUACCACUUAGCCGGUACCUGGUUACUCUGAUGGCGAAGCAGUACGCCUCCAUUCGGGAUCUUGAAUCCUUCGUCGAGUGGCUUGAAUACUGUAGCACGGCAGGGUUCCAGGUUGACGCCGCAUUCACAAACGCCGUGCUUGUUAGCUGCCGAAGAAACUGGAACGUCCCAUUUCGAGACCUUCGGACGCUUUUCCGCAAGCUUAGGGAAUUGAACCCCAACUUUGUCGAUAGGCACACGGAACGCGUCAUGAUGGAUGCAGCACUCUCAUCGGACAAUAAGCUUGAGGGAGGAUUUGCUCGCGGGCGCGUCCUCUCGUUACGCAUAAAUCCCAACUUGGGUCCUAUCAGGGGCAAAAGUGACACGGAACAUGAGGUCACUCUGGCGAUGAAGGAGGCGCUGAGCUACAGGCACCCAGCCAAAGCACUCAGCAUCUACAAGCGAGCCCUCCAUCUCGGGAUGCCCUUCUCCGAGUGCGCUCUAAAGCUGGCAGUCAACGCACAGCUAAAGCUAGAGAACAGGCCCUACAAAAAGACGUACGAUCUUGUCCUGAAAGCCCAGGAUCAAGGCAACAACGUCGAUGCCAUUCUCAAUUAUCUCCUCGGACUUCAACUCGCCGACCUUGCUGCAAAAGGCGGCGAAAUCAGGAGCAUCGUCCAAACAGCCAUCGACCGAAUCAAAGAAGUCGGCCUCAAGAUAGCCGACACUUUCCUCCAUCGGGCUGCGUUGAUCUGCCUAAGUUCCGGUCACUUUGAAGGCGCGCAUCACUACGCUCUCAUGGCCGCCGAGUCCAACAACCACGCAGAGCCAUGCUACAACUUGGACAACUUCCGCAUCAUGCUUUACUCCUUAUCCGGCCUGCUCAACAUCGACGGCAUCCGCCACGUGCUGGCCAAGGCCAUGUCGAGCAACUACAAGGAGCACACGGGCUGCCUCAAGGCGCUCAAGCGGGCACGAGAGAUGGUGAUGGAAGCGCGCCUCAACGACGCCAAGCCGCAGCAACGACACGAUGCCUAUGAUAUCUUGAGCGAGGGUAUCGACACGAUCAUCGAAUCGCGCCAGCGGUUGCAGUCGCAGCGCGUCAGGCUGGGGACGGAGUCGGUCCGGAUCAUGCGACAGGCGGCGCUGGAUGCUGGCGGUGCCCCGGUUGACUUUGCCGAGAUCCCGUGGUUGAACAGCAGCAAACCCCAGAUCAGGCAAGACGAUGAUGCGGAGCUAGACCUUGAGGAGGAGUUCCGGAGGCAGCAGCAGGAGGAGAGGCCGGAGGAAAAAGAGGGUAGGACUGUCUUCGACGAGUUUUUGGUUUUGGAUAGUGCGUUUUCUACUACGGGUGGGAAAAUGGCUGGGACUGGGGCUGGACUGGCACGACCUGUGCCGGCGGCGUGAAGGGAUCAUGGGAAGACAUGGAGAGGCACAUACAUAGCAUACCUAGCAUACCUACGUACAUAUUGCAUAUGGGUUAGUUGGACAGCACAACAGUCCUUUUUGAUGGUUUACAAAUGGACGUCUCAAUUUCCCUUGG